AUGGCGCAACCAGGCCAACUGCCCAUACACCCCCAAAUCCAAAUGCCACCCACCACCCUAAUACCCAUACCCGGAUCCGAACCCGCCCAAUCAGCGGCCCUGAAGCGCCGCCGAGAGGACGAGUAUCCUCUGGUGUUGGCCGGGCCGGAGCCCCAGGAACCCGGGGCCAAGCGCCGCGCCAAGGCCCAAGACGUCAUCUUCAGAAUCGUUGUUCCGUCGAGGCAGAUCGGCAAGGUCAUAGGCAAAGAGGGGUGUCGAAUCCAGAAGAUUCGCGAAGAGACCAAGGCCAAUAUCAAAAUCGCCGACGCCAUCGCUAGGCACGAGGAGCGUGUGAUUAUAAUAAGUUCGAAGGAUAGUGAUAACGCGAGUACUGAUGCCGAGAAGGCGCUGCAGCAAAUAGCUGGGUUGAUUUUGAAGGAAGAUGAUAGUGGUGCUGAGGCAGCAAAAGUUGGUGCAGGACAUGUGGCUGCCAAUACCAUUAGACUUUUGAUUGCUGGGUCCCAAGCAGGUUCAUUAAUUGGGAUGUCUGGCCAGAAUAUUGAGAAAUUGCGGAACUCCUCUGGUGCCACAAUCACAAUUCUUGCCCCAAAUCAGUUGCCUUUGUGUGCAUCUGCCCAUGAAUCUGAUCGAGUGGUACAGGUAUCAGGUGAUGUGCCUGCUGUUCUGAAGGCUUUGGAAGAGAUUGGUGAUCAACUAAGAGAAAACCCACCCCGGCAAGUGAUUUCCAUCAGUCCAGCAUAUAACUAUACAACAAUUCGACCACCUCAAGUUCAACCGUACAUGGACCCAACUUCAGCUGAAUAUAUAACCUUCGAGAUGGUGAUAUCGGAAACACUAGUUGGUGGGUUGAUUGGUAGAUGCGGCUCCAACAUUCAAAGGAUCAGAAAUGAGUCUGGAGCAAUGAUCAAGGUUUAUGGUGGGAAAGGUGCGCAAAAACAUAGGCAAAUUCAGUUUUGCGGUAGUGCACAACAGGUGGCACUGGCAAAGCAGAGGGUUGAUGAGUACAUAUAUUCUCAGCUGAUACAACAAGCUGGUGCUCCACAGCCAGCGUAA
Molecule: messenger RNA, 1053 nt
Organism: Prunus armeniaca (apricot)
Lineage: Eukaryota; Viridiplantae; Streptophyta; Magnoliopsida; Rosales; Rosaceae
Source: the annotation of a GenBank genome assembly